ACCAAAGUAAGACAGAAUGACUUGCUUAAUAUCAUUGUUUAUCUUUUGCUGAUCUUAUAUGCAGCUCGUGUUAAGUGCAGUUUGCCUUAACCAGAGAAUGUGUCUGAUGAUCUGAAGGCCCAACGUAUUUCUUACUCCACCCAUUCAGCUGCAAUCCGAAUUGAAUGAGACUGUGUCCAAAUCAUGGCUGUUAUUAGAUGUUGCAAACGACAGUUCGAUUUGAAUCUCAUAACAGUCGAGCCAGUUCUAUUUCUUUACAUGAUCGGGUCCUUUCUGACAAACCCAACCUUCCAGGCCUUUGUGUAUAACAAGGUCUGCAUUGACAAAUACAACGAGACUCUCUGUGGCAGCCUGCGCAACAAGACGUUCCAAGAGGACCACAAAACAGAAGAGGAUUAUGUCCAGUCUGAGACGUCCUACUGGAUCUUAAAGAAAAACAUUGUGGAACGUAUACCGGCAUGUUUGAUUGUAGUGUUUAUCCUCGGAUCCUGGGGUGACAAAGUGGGACGGAAACUACCUGUGAUUUUACCCAGCGUGGGGACAACGUUGUCUUACAUUGUGUAUAUGAUUCUGUCAAUUUAUCCUUCAAGUAAAGUGGAGUAUGUGAUGAUUGCUGCGGCACUGAAUGGUCUGUCUGGGGGAUUCACGGCUCUGAUAAUGGCUGUGUACAGCUACGUGACGCACACUGCUGAUCCAGCCAAUAGAACUACGCGAUUGGGAAUCCUGGAGGCUGUUAUCUUCCUAGCUGGAACUCUAGGGGUCUUCAUAUCUGGAGUCAUGCUGGACAAUACAAGUUUUACAUUCGUCUUCGCCUUCAUGUGUGGGUGUACCUUUUUAGGAAUGGUAUACGCUGUCAUACGUCUGGAGAACCUAACGGCCAGCACAACCAGACCCGAGAGUGAAAGUGUCUGCACAUACUGGUUUCUGGGAUCUGCCAAGGAGUCUGCUCGUUGUGUGAUGAAGAAGAGGCAAGAGAAGAGAACUCUCUACAUAUUCCUACUGCUCAUUAUCUUCAUAAUCCUUAUUAUCGCAACAGUGUGUGAAGGGGACGUCCUCCUCCUGUACACAAGGCGAGCUCCACUCAGCUGGUCACAGACAACGUUGGGUUACUAUCAGGGCCUGGAGAACUUCCUUCGUAGUUUAAUGCUGGUGACAGUUCUUCCUCUGUGUAGGAAGAUGAGGAACACCACUAUAGCAAUCUGGGGCUUGACGUCCAAAAUCAUCGGUCUGGUGGUAUUGGGACUCAGCAAACGGACAUGGCAAGUCUUUCUAGUGUCAGUGAUUUCCAUGUUUCAAGGCUUUCCACUGGCUGUUCUUCGGUCAAUCAUGACAAAUCUGGUCAGGCCGGAUGAACAUGGGCGCAUGUUUGGACUCGCGGCUGCAGUGGAUGGCAUGGGUGGGUUGAUGGCAUCUGUGAUUUUCAAUGCUCUCUACCCAGAAACCCUUGAUUUCUUCCCUGGCUUAUGCUUCAUGCUGGCUGCUGGUCUGUGUGGCGUCGCUACAGGGAUUAUGCUGUGGCUUCAUUUUGUUCUGAAAAGACAGGUGCUGGAUGAUGCUAUGAUUACCAAAAACGUGACAGUAAACACAGGUGACAUUAGCAAAGAGGACAUUCAGGUGGACACUGCGACGACUCACUUGUAAAACAAAAUCAUUAGUCACAACUCGGGUAGAUGUAGAUCUUUUGCCUUCAUAAUACAAAUAGUUCAAACGGAUCAUAUUAAUUAAUAUGUUCGAGAGAUACACAAUACUCCAGAUAGAUCAGGUUCUAGUAUUAACAUACUGGAUAAAGGAGACAAACCAAAUUUUAUAUAUUUUACAGGAACCGUUGGGGCGGGGAAGGGGGAGGUCUGGGAAGGCCUGGACUUUUAGGAUUUUGGGACCACAUUUCUUCUAAUUACAGGUAUAUUGUGUUUAGGAUUAAUAGUUUGUAUUUGAUUUAAAUUGUCAUAAAACUUAGAUACACAUUUUUAUCUUAAGGCCAAGGUGAAUGGCAAACAUUAUCCCCCAAACCCUCAGUUAAUCCCAAACUCGACUCAUUCCUUAGAGUUUUUAGAUGAGAUGUGAAGAAUUCAUCUGGUCCAAAACAGGAAUACUUUCAAAAUGAUGACGUGAAAUUGGUAUUGCACAAUUAAAGUUAUUGUAAUAAAAAACGCCUUUGAUAUUUCA
This is a messenger RNA of Haliotis rubra (blacklip abalone), 2166 nucleotides long. RefSeq names its product solute carrier family 46 member 3-like. NCBI's taxonomy places the organism in Eukaryota, Metazoa, Mollusca, Gastropoda, Lepetellida, Haliotidae. Gene Ontology annotation, cellular component: membrane. Bases 184 to 1641 code for a protein of 485 amino acids. Gene Ontology annotation, biological process: transmembrane transport. Gene Ontology annotation, molecular function: transmembrane transporter activity. The record is from RefSeq and is a predicted model, not a curated record. The transcript has 7 exons.